This is a messenger RNA of Onychomys torridus (southern grasshopper mouse), 729 nucleotides long. It is a transcript of the gene Casp14, whose product is annotated as caspase 14. The coding region runs from base 1 to 729 and encodes 242 amino acids. The record is from RefSeq and is a predicted model, not a curated record. NCBI's taxonomy places the organism in Eukaryota, Metazoa, Chordata, Mammalia, Rodentia, Cricetidae. Gene Ontology annotation, cellular component: cytoplasm. The transcript has 6 exons. Gene Ontology annotation, biological process: proteolysis.
AUGAGCAACCCUCAGCCCUUAGAGGAGGAAAAAUAUGAUAUGUCGGGCUCCCGUCUGUCCCUGACACUGUGUGUCACCAAAGCCCGGGAGGGUUCUGAGGAAGACAUGGAUGCCCUGAAACGCAUGUUCCAUCACCUAAAUUUUGAAAGCACCAUGAAGUCAGACCCCACUGCUGAGCAAUUCCUGGAAGAGUUGGACAAAUUUCAGCAGACCAUAGAUAAUUGGGAAGAGCCUGUCAGCUGUGCCUUUGUUGUGCUCAUGGCACAUGGCGAGGAAGGCCUCCUCAAGGGAGAAGAUGAUAAGAUGGUCAGGCUGGAGGACCUUUUUGAGGUCUUGAACAACAAGAACUGCAAGGCCCUGAGAGGCAAGCCGAAAGUGUACAUCAUUCAGGCCUGCAGAGGAGAGCACAGAGACCUUGGUGAAGAAAUGGAUGGAGAUCAGGUUGCUGUGAUCAGGAAGAGCCAUCCCCAAACCAUCCCAACCUAUACAGAUACCAUUCACAUCUACUCCACAGUAGAGGGGCACCUCUCCUAUAGACAUGAGGAUGAAGGCUCUGGCUUCAUACAGACCCUGACAGAUGUGUUCAUAAACAAAAAGGGGCCUAUCACCGUGCUGCUGGAAGAGAUAACCCGGCGUAUGGCAGAAACGGAGGUGAUUCAAGAAGGGAAGCCAAGGAAAGUGAACCCCGAGGUCCAAAGCACCCUCCGGAAGCAACUCUUUCUGCAGUAA